This is a messenger RNA of Solanum dulcamara, 1060 nucleotides long. RefSeq lists its product as uncharacterized. Bases 101 to 1060 code for a protein of 319 amino acids. The transcript is spliced from 2 exons. The record is from RefSeq and is a predicted model, not a curated record. Lineage: Eukaryota; Viridiplantae; Streptophyta; Magnoliopsida; Solanales; Solanaceae. Gene Ontology annotation, molecular function: zinc ion binding.
UGGAUGUCGACCCAUAAUAGGGAUUGAUGGAUGCCAUUUGAAAGGGAACCAACUAGGGGGGCAACUACUGACAGCAGUAGGCAUUGAUGGAAACAACAACAUGUAUCCUAUUGCGUUCGCAAUAGUGGAAGGUGAACAGAAGAAAAGUUGGAGUUGGUUUCGUACACUUCUUGACGAGGAUCUAGGUAUUUCACAAAAUCCUUCUGCUUGGACUUUCAUUUCAAAUAAGCAAAAAGGUUUAAUUCCAGUAUUUGAUGAGACAAUGCCAUAUGUUGCACACAGAUUUUGUGUGAGACAUCUGCACAAUAAUUUUAAGACGGAAGGUUUUGGAGGACAAGCAUUGAAAGAUGUCCUAUGGAAAGCUGCCAGAGCAACUACAGAAGCUGAAUUCUCCAAGCAUAUGGAAGAAAUGGGGAAAUUAAAUCCAAAAGCCCCUGAAUGGUUCAUUAAUAAGCCCCCCAUUCACUGGUCAAGAGCUUUUUUCUCUCCCUUUUCAAAGUGUGAUGUGUUAUUUAAUAAUUUGUGUGAGUCAUUCAAUAGUGUACUUCUACCGGUAAGAGACAAGCAUAUUUGGACAAUGAUUGAAUCAAUUAGGAUCUACAUGAUGUCCAGACUUCAAAAGAACAGAGAUAAAAUGAUGAAGUAUUGUCAGAGAAUCUGUCCAAAGAACAUACUGAAGCUAGAGCAAAAUAAGGCUAAAGCUGCAGAAUGUAUUGCCACUAAAUCUGAUCAAUUUCACUAUCAAACUGAGGACAUCUAUCGUAGACUAUUCUCUGUUGAUCUUAAAGAGAAAACAUGUUCUUGUAGGAGAUGGGAAUUAACAGGAAUACCUUGUAGUCAUGCUAUUGCAGCUAUAUGGGUUAAGAAGGAUGAACCUAAAAUGUAUGUUCAUAAAUGCUACACAGUUGAGCAGUACAUGAAGAGUUAUAACCCAUCCAUUUUGCCAAUUGUCAGCUCUGAUCAAUGGCCUAAGACGGGGAUAGAACCACCACUUCCACCCAUAUACAAGGCACAACCAGAAAAGGCAGAAAAAAGAAGUGUGGAUCAUGUGGAAACUUAG